Cladophialophora psammophila CBS 110553 is the source of this 288-nucleotide messenger RNA. RefSeq lists its product as uncharacterized. The transcript has a single exon. The record is from RefSeq and is a predicted model, not a curated record. The coding region runs from base 1 to 288 and encodes 95 amino acids. Lineage: Eukaryota; Fungi; Ascomycota; Eurotiomycetes; Chaetothyriales; Herpotrichiellaceae.
AUGGACGGCAAAGAAGGGCGGAUCAUUUACAUUUCAUUUGAUCCAGAGCUGUUCUUUGGGAAAUCGAGCAAAGCUGAAGGUGAACUUGCUGCGAGAGUGGAUCUAGAUCUGGAUGAGGAGAUUGAAAUGAACAACUUCUUUGACUUCGACAAUUAUUACAAUGACAGGAGCAAUGCUGGGCUGGAAGAGGAAUCCCUGGGGCGGCACGAGAGUGUGGAUAUUAUGGUCGGACAAGUGUCGGCGAAGCGAAACACGGUAUUCCCCCUUUGGCGUGAAAAACCUCAGUAG